UUCUCUGGGUGACCGCCCAGGCCCCUCUGAUUCUGGAGAGGAAGAGUCCAAGAGAAGAGUUGAAGAGUCAGCCUGUGGGCCUCAAUGUUGUGGCUGGGGGCAGGGAGCCAGCAGAGCCGGGAGCCCGAUGAGAGCAGGCCCGGCCGCGGGAGCAGGAGCGGAGGCCGGGCCGGGAAGAACCCCAGAGAUGAAAGGCCUUCUCACGCUGGCUUGGUUCCUGGCUUGUAGUGUGCCUGCUGUGCCAGGGGGCUUGCUGGACCUCAAGUCCAUGAUUGAGAAGGUGACCGGAAAGACCGCCCUUACGAACUACGGCUUCUACGGCUGUUACUGUGGUUGGGGCGGUCGGGGGACCCCCAAGGACGGCACCGAUUGGUGCUGCUGGGUGCAUGAUCACUGCUACGGGCGGCUGGAGGAGAAAGGCUGCCACAUCCGGACACAGUCAUACAAAUACAGAUUUGCACGGGGACUGGUCACCUGCGAGCUCGGGCCCCUCUGCCAAGUGCAGCUCUGUGCCUGUGACCGGAAGCUCGUCUACUGCCUGAAGAGGAAUCUGAGGAGCUAUAAUCCUCGUUACCAAUACUUUCCCAACAUCCUCUGCUUCUAGUGGCCCUCAGUGAGCUCCUUGCUCCCUUCUCCUCCCACACGGAGCUCACCGACUCCCCUGGGUUCCCAAGAGAGGCUCGCAGUCCUGGACCUCCUUCUCUCUCCAUGGUCCACGGGGCUUGGCGGAGCCCCACGGCCACACUCCACGCUCCAGAGAGUCCCAGGAGAAUGACUCUGGUCCCAGGACCCCGCAAGGUCCACUGUGAGGUGGGCUCCCCCCAAGCUCCAGGCCGGCUGUCUUCCCGCUUGCCCUGAAGACAGCGCCCCUUCUCCAGGAGGAAGAUACAUUUACUUUGCAGUUUCUGUAGUCGGACUAUCACUACCACCCUCUAGAGAAUUUUUACUCAAGGUAGAAGCAAAAUUGACCCCCUAAUU
Molecule: messenger RNA, 978 nt
Organism: Prionailurus viverrinus (fishing cat)
Lineage: Eukaryota; Metazoa; Chordata; Mammalia; Carnivora; Felidae
Product: phospholipase A2 group V
Exons: 6
Coding region: 128-604 (158 amino acids)
Biological process (GO): arachidonate secretion; phospholipid metabolic process; negative regulation of T cell proliferation
Molecular function (GO): calcium ion binding; phospholipid binding
Source: RefSeq, a predicted model, not a curated record